Messenger RNA from Daktulosphaira vitifoliae (grape phylloxera), 837 nucleotides. RefSeq lists its product as uncharacterized. The transcript is spliced from 3 exons. NCBI's taxonomy places the organism in Eukaryota, Metazoa, Arthropoda, Insecta, Hemiptera, Phylloxeridae. The coding region runs from base 1 to 837 and encodes 278 amino acids. The record is from RefSeq and is a predicted model, not a curated record. Gene Ontology annotation, molecular function: protein dimerization activity.
AUGUUGUCGCCUUCAGAAAUGUCCCCAUUAGAUAUUAUAUGUGCCAACGUUUCUUCCAAUCCUCGAAACACUUCUCAAACUCUUUGGGAUAGCCUUCAGCUUAUUCAGCGAUACGCUUUUAAUGUCAUUUAUGCUUUACAUGCAUUGUCUUUAUCAUUGAGUAGAGUUUUACAAGCGGAAAAUCAAGAUUUAGUCGAGGCCGUGAAGUUGGCAGAUGCAGCAAAACACGAACUUGAGGAAAGAAGACAAUAUUCUACAGAUAACUUCAACACAAUUUUUGUAACUGUAGAAGAUAUUUGCAAUAAGUACAAUAUACCUGUGAAUAAACCUAGACUUGCCUCACGUCAAAUUAACCGUUCUAACAUUAUAACCGACUCUCAUCGUAAUAUUUUGUCAAACUUCUCAUGUCUUUUUCCUAUUGAAACAAAAUCUUUAGACAAAGAUUCAUGUAAAAAGUUAUUUGAAACUUAUUGUUCAAUUUUACACGACGAUUCCCCAGAAAUUUGGAUAAAUGAGAUAGAAAUUUGGCGACGACGACAAGCUGGUAAAAAUAUUCGAAACGCCCUCGAUGCCCUCGAUAUUUGUAAUUCAGAUUCGUUUCCAAAUGUUCAUAAAAUGUUAUGUGUAAUGUCAGUUUUGCCGGUGACUACAGUGACUAAUGAAAGGUCAUUUUCAACAUUACGUCGGCUUAAAACCUAUUUAAGGUCAUCUAUGGGUGAAGAUCGUUUAAACGGACUAGCUUCGUUGGAUAUCCAUCGUGACAUAAACGUGGAUAUCAACGAAGUAUUAAACGAAUUCUUUUCUACUCAUCGUAGAUUAAAUUUAUUAAAAAAAUAA